UCCCCCUCUCUCGCCAUGUCCGAAUAAGGACAGCCUGUACUGUAAUGUUUCAAUCCAAACUCUUAACUCUACCACAAAUAUCAUCAAGCCGCCUCCAAUCCAGUCAUCAAUUUCUCCAUUGAUUAAUUGUUCUAAAAGCUUUGCUUUGAUUCGCUGAAGAAGGGUUUUGUUUUUUUUUUAUUCUUCGUUCGCUCUGCCAAGCAUCUUUUCCCUUCACUUUAAUUCCUUUUUUCUGUCCUCAACCCCCAAUUUGCUCUGCUCUUCUUUUUUUUUUCUCUUUCUUCUCCAAGUUCGUUUUUCUUCGUUGCUUGCCUGAUUCCGAUACUGUCGGUUUUUAUUCUCCCUGCACUGCACUCUUUCCGGCGCUUUUGAUCGCGCCGAGAAUUCUAAUUUUGAAGAAUUGAGGCAGAAUUCUGCGCUUAAUUUCAGAAAUCUUGGAAAUUAGAAAAAACUCCAAAUUUGCCCAACUCCUCGCCCCGCCUUCCAUUCCAUGGGAAUCUGUCAUGGAAAACCUCCAAUCCAAGAACCCCCACAAAACCUGGCCGAAAACGCGGAUCACAUCCUCAAUUCUGGAAAAACUCCCAAAUUCCCCUUCUACAGCCCUAGCCCCUUACCCAGUGCAUUCAAGAAUUCCCCGAGCGGCGGCAGCGUCCCUUCCACCCCUCUGCGGUUCCUGAAGCGGCCCUUCCCGCCGCCGUCGCCGGCGAAGCACAUUAAGGCCCUCCUUGCCCGGCGGCAUGGCUCUGUGAAGCCCAAUGAGGCUACCAUACCUGAAGGAAGUGAAUGUGAGGUUAUUGGCCUGGAUAAGAAGUUCGGAUUCCUUAAGAAUUUCAGCAGCCACUAUGAUCUUGGAGUUGAGGUGGGUAGAGGCCAUUUUGGUUACACUUGUUCUGCUAAGGGUAAGAAGGGAAGCUUGAAAGGCCUCGAUGUGGCUGUCAAAGUCAUCCCCAAGAUUAAGAUGACGACGGCGAUUGCCGUCGAGGAUGUGAGAAGAGAGGUGAAGAUACUGCGUGCUCUCACCGGUCACAACAACUUGGUGCAAUUCUACGAUGCCUACGAGGAUGAAGACAAUGUCUAUGUAGUGAUGGAGUUGUGUAAAGGGGGAGAAUUGCUGGAUCAUAUUCUUUCUUGCGGUGGCAAAUACUCGGAAGAAGAUGCCAAAAUCGUCAUGGUGCAAAUCUUGAGUGUCGUCGCAUAUUGUCAUCUCCAAGGCGUUGUUCACCGAGACCUAAAGCCCGAGAAUUUUCUAUUUACAUCAAAAGACGGACGUUCUCCUUUGAAGGCCAUCGAUUUCGGGCUCUCUGAUUACGUUAAGCCAGAUGAACGGCUGAAUGAUAUAGUUGGAAGUGCAUAUUAUGUAGCGCCUGAAGUUCUGCAUAGAUCGUAUGGAACAGAGGCUGACAUGUGGAGUGUGGGCGUGAUCGCUUACAUUCUUCUUUGUGGGAGCAGACCAUUCUGGGCGAGGACAGAAUCCGGAAUCUUCCGAGCUGUUCUCAAGGCAGAUCCCAGCUUUGAUGAAGCACCGUGGCCUUCUUUAUCCCCUGAUGCAAUCGACUUUGUGAAACAGCUGUUGAAUAAGGACUACCGUAAGCGACUUACUGCUGCACAGGCUCUGUGUCAUCCGUGGCUUUCCGGACACCACGAUGCGAAAAUCCCUCUCGAUAUGAUAACAUUUCGGCUUUUUAAAGCUUAUAUAUGUUCUUCGCCAUUGAGAAAGGCUGCUUUAGGGGCUCUUGCAAAAACACUAACGGUACCGCAGCUAACUUAUCUCCAAGAACAGUUCACAAUGCUUGGGCCAAAUAAAAGUGGAUUCGUCUCCCUACAAAACUUCAAAUCGGCUAUGGCAAAGUUUUCGACAGAUGCUGUGAAGGAUUCACGGGUUAUGGAUUAUGUGAAUGUGGUGAGUUCGCUGCAUUACAGAAAAGUGGAUUUCGAAGAAUUCUGCGCGGCGACAAUAAGCGUGUAUCAACUCGAAGGAAUGGAGAGCUGGGAACAGCACGCGCGCUUCGCUUAUGAAUUUUUCGACAAGGAUGGCAACCGCCCAAUCAUGAUUCAGGAGCUCGCCUCGGAACUUGGGCUGAGCCCAUCUGUGCCUGUCCACGUAGUUCUGCAGGACUGGAUAAGGCAUUCGGACGGGAAGCUCAGCUUUUUGGGGUUUGUAAAGCUUCUUCACGGGGUGUCGUCCCGCGCGCUUCACAGGUCGUGAUGUUGCCGGGAUCUUGGUUGUGCUUCUAAUGUAUUCUUGGAACGAUGGAUCCAUUUGUUGUCGUUGCGAUGCGAUGGCCAUUUUGCGGCGAAUGUGUCUAAAUUUUUUCUGUUUGGUGAUGAAAUGGAAGAUGGUUGAUUGAUUGAUUGUAUUUGUAUAGAUGAGUGAGUAGAUUGAUGUCGAUGAAAGCAAAUGUAUGUACGAGGGUAGUGUUGUUGGGCACUUUGGCUUCUCAAUAAAAUAAAUCAUAAGAAUUAUUGUUCA
This is a messenger RNA of Andrographis paniculata, 2470 nucleotides long. Its product is annotated as CDPK-related kinase 7-like. The transcript has 11 exons. Lineage: Eukaryota; Viridiplantae; Streptophyta; Magnoliopsida; Lamiales; Acanthaceae. Gene Ontology annotation, biological process: protein autophosphorylation; intracellular signal transduction; peptidyl-serine phosphorylation. Gene Ontology annotation, cellular component: cytoplasm; nucleus. The record is from RefSeq and is a predicted model, not a curated record. Gene Ontology annotation, molecular function: ATP binding; calmodulin binding; calcium-dependent protein serine/threonine kinase activity. The coding region runs from base 491 to 2206 and encodes 571 amino acids.